Molecule: messenger RNA, 1119 nt
Organism: Suillus subalutaceus
Lineage: Eukaryota; Fungi; Basidiomycota; Agaricomycetes; Boletales; Suillaceae
Exons: 4
Coding region: 277-1062 (261 amino acids)
Source: RefSeq, a predicted model, not a curated record
ACGGUCUUUUUAUCGACGGUCAGUCUGUGGCCUUUGGCCUACACGGUAUUUUGACAUUCGCCGUUUCGUCCAGUUACCCCACAAGACAAUUCCAGAUUGCUGGUGGGGCAGCUCUGGUGAUCAACUUUCGUAUUCUUCCAUUCUUGUCCUAGCUGGCCUUACAUGCCACUGGUGCUUGGCCUACAGGCCACCUUUAAUCGACGGCCUUUGUGUUUUUUCACUAUCUAUGUCACUACAUAAGCUUCAAAGAGUUCCCUUCUCCCAGCGGAUCACAGAAUGGGUUAUGAUUUCUGGCAGGAAGAUUCAGAGCUAAACAAGGCAUCGCGUGCAGAACAGCUAGGAUUCAUCGAUAAUGGCCUGUCAUCCUCCCAGCCUCAACAGAACUUCUACCUGUCUUUGGCUCCAGUAAAUCGAGAUGGGGACCCCCCACCAGUGAUUACUCAGUUUCACCUUAUGUAUGGCGGAGGCUCCACGAGCAACGAUCAUGUGCCCGCUCUCGCUCACCUAUAUGAUGCUGGGUUUUCUCAAAGUAAUAGUCAAUUUCCAAGUGGUUUGGCGUCCCCGUUUCUUGAAAACUAUCGUCGUGACAUUCACGUUGCUACUCAACAGCCUUCGCACAACACCUCUUUCAACCAUGUCCGCUCUCCUUUCUUCGACGAUCCGUCCGCUUGCAAUCUGGGAUCUUCAGGCAAUGUUUCCGAACCAUACCCCAUUGAGAGUCACCCUCACCCGGUCCAUGAUAACCAAUCAGAAUCGCAUGCAUCUGACCGCUUGUUUGUCUGCAGGUGGAAUGACGGUCGCUGGCAUGGACCAUGUGACAAGACUGCAAACGAAGGAGAGAUCGUGUCCCAUGUCUCGUUAUCCCACCUCCCACAGCUGGCUGGGCGCACCCCUGUGAAAUGUAAAUGGGAGGGAUGUAAACUCCGAAAGUCCAUCUGCCGAGAUACAAUCAUUCGCCACAUCCGUCAGAUUCACCUCGGAAUCAAACCUCGACGCCAGUCAUUGGUUACUUCUUCGAUUCGUAUUACGGCUAGAUCCCGUCGACAUCCACAGCCGUAUUAAUCAUGAUUGCUUCGACUCCUGUAUAAUAUCUGUUACCUACUGUGUCACUUUUGUACA